CCUUCUGGUGGACGCGUAGAGUAGAAGUAUCAUCAUCAGUCAGCCCUUUCUCUUUUUCUCUAACGCGGCUUCUCAACACGAUUUCUUCUUCCCCAAUUCACACCCUAACCCCAAUUCCUUUUCCCCUCUUUUUUCUAUUUCAUCCUUCAAUAUCAACCAAAUCCCACUCACCUAUAUUCCUAAAUCACUCUCACAAUCAAUUCUUCAGUUAAAAAAACCCAUCAAUUUUGUAAUAUAUUUUCCGGGUUUUAAAUUUUAACCAAACCCCAUCAAAAUUUCAAUUGUAAAAUUUUCUGGAUUUUAAUCAAAUUCGGAGUUACCCAGAAUGUUAAGAAUUUGUAUGAAGCCAUUGGAGAGGUGUCUAGGGAGGAGAAGCGAUGGAUUGAUGUGGAAUAUGGAUUUGAAGCCUCAUGCUUCUGGGGAUUAUUCAAUAGCUGUAGUUCAGGCUAAUUCUUCUCUUGAAGAUCAAAGUCAGGUUUACAGUUCUCCUUCUGCUACUUAUGUGGGUGUUUAUGAUGGCCAUGGUGGUCCUGAAGCAUCUCGUUUUGUCAAUUCCCAUCUUUUCUCUUUCCUUCAUAAAUUUUCAUCCGAGCAUGGGGGAUUAUCGGUUGAUGUGAUUAAGAAGGCAUUCAGUGCAACAGAAGAUGAAUUCUUGCGUUUAGUAAAAAGCAAUUUAUCAGUGCAGCCACGAAUUGCUUCCGUCGGAUCAUGUUGCCUUAUGGGUGCAAUCGCGAAUAAUGAGCUGUUUGUUGCUAAUCUUGGUGACUCGAGAGCAGUAUUGGGGCGAAGAGUUUCUGUUAGGAAAAAGGAAGAGGUUGUGGCUGAGAGGUUAUCGACUGAUCAUAAUGUGUCAGAAGUUGAGGUUAGAAGGGAGGUUGAAGCACUUCAUCCUGAUGAUUCUCAUAUCGUUGUAUACACUCGUGGAGUUUGGAGGAUUAAGGGGAUUAUACAGGUAUCGCGAUCUAUUGGAGAUGUCUAUUUGAAAAAACCAGAAUUCAGUAGAGAUCCUGUAUAUCAGCAAUUUGUCAAUGCCAUUUCCUUAAAACGUCCAGCAAUGACAGCUGAACCAUCAAUACUUCGAAGAAAAAUUCAGCCAGAAGACAAGUUUCUAAUCUUUGCAUCAGAUGGCCUAUGGGAACAAUUGUCUGAUCAAGCUGUGGUGGAGAUAGUUUCCAAUAAUUCCAGAUCAGGAAUUGCCAAGAGACUUGUAAGAGCUGCUUUACAUGAAGCUGCAAAGAAGAGAGAGCUUAGAUAUAGUGAUAUAAAAAAUAUCCAAAAAGGCAUAAGGCGUCAUUUCCAUGAUGAUAUCUCGGUAGUGGUACUGUAUCUUGAUCAUAACAAGAGCAACGCCGGAAUUGCUAGAUUCAAGCCGUCAGCCGUUAGCUGCACAAAUGCUCCUGCAGACAUAUUUUCCUUCAAUGCAGAUUCAGCAUAAAUGGUGAGAGGGCUGCGUAUGACAUUUUGAGAGAGAGAGUCAUGAAUGCAGAUUUUUUACUGAAGACUGGCUAGUACCGUUAGGUAUGCGUUUAGAAAUUGACAUGCUCAGAUGCAUAGCAAAGAUAUUUUGAACAGUGGGAAGAAAAAAUAUCAAACAAAUAAAAUAGUGUUGUGGAUAUUUAGGUUAUAGAAAAUCCUCAUCAGUGAAUAUUGGUUUGUUUUUUUUUUCAAAACUUUGUUUUGAUAUUAAAUUCCUUUUCAAUGAAAGUAUAAAUUAACUUCUGAUCGUUACACUGACA
Spinacia oleracea (spinach) is the source of this 1736-nucleotide messenger RNA. RefSeq names its product probable protein phosphatase 2C 63. Bases 326 to 1435 code for a protein of 369 amino acids. Lineage: Eukaryota; Viridiplantae; Streptophyta; Magnoliopsida; Caryophyllales; Amaranthaceae. The record is from RefSeq and is a predicted model, not a curated record. The transcript has 4 exons. Gene Ontology annotation, biological process: protein dephosphorylation. Gene Ontology annotation, molecular function: cation binding; protein serine/threonine phosphatase activity.